AUGCUCAAUCUGAGAUCUCAACAAUUCCUUGAAGAAUCGACACAGCGAAUUGACACAUUAAGCUUUUUGCUCUCAGAUGCAUUUAACAAAGCUGCGAAGUUCUCAGAGCAAGCAAAUCUUUCUCAUCAAUCAAUUAUUGCUUCACAAAAAGCUAUUGGGUACACAAAAGACUGCACCAUAUUCAAAAAGACACAACCAGAAUUAGCAACUUCUUCUGACAUCAUUUUGUCCAAGAUAAAACAGUAUGAAACAUCAAAAAUACUAGAUUCAGACGUUAAUUCAAAACUCCAUGUAGCAUUUUGCUAUAUAGCUAUUUGUGAUUACGUUAGUGCUUACAAAAUCAUUGAUGCAAUUAGUUUAAAUUUAAUUCUUCAAAAUUCAUAUCAUGCGCUUAUAAUCGGCUCUUUAUAUCAAUAUUUUGAGUUUCACGACAAGUCAUUAGCAUAUUUUACGAGUUGUGACCCUCAAACUAUGGAAACCGAGUACAUUUUUGAAUUAUUUUUCAGAUUCUCGAUUUCAUAUCGUGCGUUACGUUGUGCAAAUGAAUGCAUCCAAUGUAUACAAAAACUUUACGAAUUUAUUCCAAAUUAUCUUAAAAAAUUUGAUAUCGACUUAAUUUUAGCUUCUGCAUAUCAAGACUUUGGCGAUUACACUCAGGCGAACUCAAUUUACGCACAGCUUUACACAAUGUUCCCUGAAAACACGAAUGUACUUCAAUCUUAUCUUUGGUGCUUAUAUUUGGAUGCAAAGUCAACCAGGAACUUUGACAAAGUUGCAGAACUCGCGAAGUAUGUUUCCGAGAAAUUUCCAACAGUUGUUCCGUUGAAUUUAAUUUGCGGAAGAAUUUUCUUGACGAUGAACAACAAUCCAUCAGCAUACAACUGCUUUACACGUUGUAUCAAAGAUAUGUGCUCUUCUCCGUACUUUUGGUGCAUGCUUGGCACUAUUUACUUCAAAAACGAACAAUUCGAUGACAGUAUCAUCGCCUACCGGAGAUCUUUGUUCUUAAAUAUUACUUGUGCGGAAGCUUGGUAUAACCUUGUCCUUAAUUCAAUCAAAAAAGGUGAAAAAGAAUCAACAGAAAAUUUGAUCGGAAAUGCUCGAGGAAGUUGCCCUGAUAUUGUACCUACGUUAGAGGCAUUGGUACAGAAUUCACAGGCAAUGCUCAUGGAUAUCGACGAAUCAAAGCUUUUGUCACUUCCUUCAGAUUAUUUGGUUCGAUCAAUUUUAGACCCUUUGCCUCAAAUAUUGCCUUCGGAUUUGGGACUUCCUGACAGCACUGUUCUACAUUUACAAGUCAGGGAUGUUCAAUCUUUAUUUUAA
Messenger RNA from Trichomonas vaginalis G3, 1323 nucleotides. RefSeq names its product cellular component assembly. Gene Ontology annotation, biological process: regulation of gene expression. Lineage: Eukaryota; Parabasalia; Trichomonadida; Trichomonadidae. The record is from RefSeq and is a predicted model, not a curated record. Gene Ontology annotation, molecular function: protein binding; chromatin DNA binding; RNA polymerase II cis-regulatory region sequence-specific DNA binding. The coding region runs from base 1 to 1323 and encodes 440 amino acids. The transcript has a single exon.